AUGAUUAACCAAGCUUUGCCACCGGCUUCUCCUCCUAUGUCUCCUAAUGUCUUAGUUCCUAGAGCUCCUGUUGUUCAUUUCUUCAUUUGCGACUAUGGAAAUGCAAAAGUCAAAUCAAUCUCCGACCAUUUUAUUGAAUUACUCGUAUCAAAUGGUGUAAAAGUUUUUACUGAAAGAUAUGCAACUCAUCAAGCAGGAUUUCAAGUAAGAGCCGCCUCAUUAAAUAGUAGUGCCGACUUUUUCUUCCAGAUUCAUUCUAAAACUGCCGGUAGAGGUCAUGUCAGGCUUUAUCUCAGCGGGCAGCCAAAGAGAAUGACUGUUGAAGAAUCAGUGAGAGAUGUAUGGGCCUGGUGGCGUCUUAUGUGCGGCGCGGUAUCUAAUAUUGAAUCGGAAGUAUUAUCGAGCGAAAAGCUUAAAUACGCUCUAAAAGUCUUUGCAAACCUCGAUUCAGAACUUAUCAAUAUUGAUAGCAUUCAAACAGAGAUUCGAAACUCAAUUGCCAAUCAUCUUGUUCCAUUAGAGUUAUUGCAGCAAAUUCAAGCGAUUGAAAAUAUGCUUUCUGACGGAAGACGUAAUGUUCUCACGCAAAAGGUUAUGAGAAUCGAGUGGACAAAUGAGCCAGGUCAACAAUUAACUCGAUGCGUCCAAAUGCCCGUUAUUAGGGGGCUUAGCCAACCUCUUAAAGAUCUCCUUCUUGCCAUAAUAGACCAGACAAUAUCAAAAGUCCAAAAGCUUGAAAAUAUUGUCAGGAAAUAUGGUGUUGCGACUCCACCUCCUCCAGAAACAAUUCUUCCUGUUUCUGACGGCGCUGAAGUUGAAAUUCCAAUAGACGGACAACAACCAGGAUUAUCCUGGGGAACUCUAUUAGAAAGCGUGAAGGAUGAAUCUUACGGAAUGAAUCAUAUUACAUCAUAUGGUGAUUCAUCACACCUUGGAUCUUUUCAACAACCGUUCUUGUUGGAUGAAUUCUAG
This is a messenger RNA of Trichomonas vaginalis G3, 972 nucleotides long. RefSeq lists its product as uncharacterized. The record is from RefSeq and is a predicted model, not a curated record. NCBI's taxonomy places the organism in Eukaryota, Parabasalia, Trichomonadida, Trichomonadidae. The transcript has a single exon. The coding region runs from base 1 to 972 and encodes 323 amino acids.